AACAACACAACAAGCGCAUGCCUAGGCUGGCCACAUCAGAUCCAUCUAACUAUGCCCUCUUUGUCUUCGGUGCAUUCACAUCCUCGUCCUUCACCACGCCCGGCUUCGUCGCCUGCAGAGCUGGGCACCCCGUGCUCUCUGCACGCCGACCGCGACAACAACAAGAUGCUCCCCGCCUCAUGACCCUACUUGACCACGAUAUCUAAGCUGGGAGCUGGUCAAACUCUGGGAAUCUUCUGCCUCCAUGUCUGACCACUCUCGCCAGCCCGCUCCAGACGGGCUUUCAUCGACGAGCCUCCCGCCAAUUCAAACAUCUAUUCCAGACUCGAGUUCUGCCGGAAAGCCAACAGCCCAAAAUGGAGAUGCUACUCCACUCAGUCGUGCGUCCUUGGAUAGCACCACGAGGAAAUCCCCAGUCCAGGGCAGCCAUCAGCGUUUCGUCUUCACCGACCCUGUCGCCUUCCGCUAUCUCGAAGAAGACCCGUCUACUCAAGUCCUAGCUCGUCGACAGACGUUGGAGGGAUACGAAAUCUACUUGGUAGAGCAAUGGGCUUGCUCCCGUACCCACCCAACCUUCAUAGUCACCACCUAUACCGGAGACCCGGCACACAAAGUCGUCACCAAUGUGUUGAGCAUUCCGACAGAUGAAAGCACUUGGUCCCCUCAACUCAGGGUCUACUUCAAGGCCCUGAAUCAAUACCACGCGCGGAGGAGGGAGACGAAGCAGGGAACACUGAUGAUUACAAACAUGAGCAGCUUCCCUUCGUCCUUAACGGUCAUAUCGGUGCCGGACGGAGACCCCAAGGCACACCGUGAGCUCUUCUUUGUAAAUGAGAACCUCAAGAGGCUGAAUUGCUCCGGACGGUUGGGGAUCAAACUUGCGGAACCAAGCAAUGCAGCCAAGGCCAAGUUCCAUCAACUCUACCGGACAAGUGACAAGAUUCCCCUAUAUGGCGCCGUAAUCGAGCUUGUGAAACUGUGCCAGGUCGCAUUGGUCCUCUUCGGGAAGCUUGAGCCCGAGUACGCCGAUGGUCUACUCUGCGAUGUUACUGAGAAAGCCAUCAACGACUGGUGGGUAGAAUUUGGAACGGAGUUCUAUAAUAUUGAGCCUCAGGAUGGUAUCCUUGGACCUACUACUGUGGCCGCCUUGUUAGGGAUGCUUAUGGGCGCUCGCAAUCGACUAAGUGCGUUCAAUGCGCCUGUUUCUAAGGACGUCUUUGAUAUCGAUUCGACGAAGCGCGGCAUUGCACACUUUCAAAAGUCUCAACGAUUGCAACGAACGAGGCGUCUGGACCGCCAGACUAUGGAGGUCCUACGACGAGCAACGGCCAAGGCAGCUAGUGGAGAGGGGUGGAGCGUACCACGAGCAGUGAAAUCGACAGUGGCAGAGCUUAGUGGAAAAGGAGGAGAAAUGAUGAUGGGAAUGGUGGGCCGCGACAAAGCUGGGAUUGCGGAGGUUGAGACCGUGGAUCUGGAAAGAUUUGUCGAACUUGUCCACGGAGAGCGAGCGAAAUGGCUUUGGUACGGCAAAUUACGGAAGUCUACGACUAACGACAUGUUUAGUCGACUGCCAGAGGAAGAGAGCAUGAUAUUCCAGAAGGACGAUCAAGGUGGUUAUGCUUGGUCAAGACAGAGGAGAGAGUCUAUGGUGGACAGCCAACCUAUACGACGACGCGAUACGGAAGGAGAUCGACUCACAGACGUGCAUUCGGCGUAUGAUGGUUUUGAGAGGGAUCCGUUCUCUAAACGCGCGGUUCUGAGGAAGGCUACCGGGAAAAUUGAUGCUCGCAGCGGAUUUGGUCGUAUCAAGGAAGCUGUCGGACGGCGGAGUCAUCUACCAAAGUCGUCGAAAGAUGAAAAUGGAUAUAUCGCUACACAAACUAAACCCAGCGAUAGCUCUGCUUCCCAACGAUUAGAUGCGAUUGUAUCCGAAGAUUCACUGACGAUUAGAAAGACGGAUUCUAGAGACUCAGCAUACGAUCCUGAAAGCGUGCCAAAUUCAACGACCUCACUUCGUGGCAAAGGUUCUUUUCGUACGGAGCUUGGCCCGGCGAUUGCAAAGACGUUAACGGAGACGUCUCUAGAGAGUCGGGACGCAUUCAUGACAGACCAUACAUUUGCCAAUGUCGAGGAUCAAAUCGAAGGCGAUGUUGCGCGAAAAGACGACACAGAUAACGAGACAAAACCGCCCACGGCCAACACCUCUAUCGCGGGCUCGGUGUACAGAGGGGUCGAUCUUACCAACCUCUUUCCGCCCAUCGACGCGGGUCAAGAUUUGGGGCACCUGCUGCGCAGGACCCAGAGCUUUGAAGACCUUUCUCGGUAUCAUGCCGAGACGCGAAACGACGCCUGGUGGCCUCGUCAUUUGUCUUUUAGCGUGACUGAGGACAGUAUCCUCACUUGGAAGCCAAUCGCGAGCGAACGCCAGGACGAUCCAGAUUCAAAAGUGUCCCCUAAAGUCGAGAUGAAGAGACAAUUGGCCCUGGCUGAAGAUGCGAAGCGUAUGCGUGAACGUUUGGCAUUGCUGGACAAUCUUGAAGGUUCUUGGGUAGAGGAGCGUAUUGGCAACAUUCAAGAAUUGAGCACUCAAGCAGACCUCGAUACUCAAGAACUUGAUACUCUAUUCUAUCCGCGCCAAGACGAGUAUGAAGCUCUCCGAGAGGACGCACAUGAGAUCAUGACGACGGAGCGAUUAAGAUUGCAAGAUGCCGCCAAAGAUAUGGAAGUUCUCGGCGCAAAACUGGAAUAUGAGAUAAACGGCUUGAGAAGCAGAGUCGACGACGCAGAUGACGCCCUGGCAGAAUACGAGAGGCAGGUCAAGACGGUCGAAGAUAAAGUCAAGGAACUAGAGGACUUUAGAAGGGAAAAGGAGAACUGGGCUCAUUGGAUGUUACGCAUCAUGACAGGCAUCGGAAGGCCACCUGAGCCUUCUCCAUAACGUACACGAGAGAAGAGAUGUAAGACUGUAAGAUUCAUCGGCCUGGAUCAGGGUCCGAAUGUACCUACUAGGUAGCGUAAUUGUAAUUCAUCGUUCU
Mytilinidion resinicola is the source of this 3035-nucleotide messenger RNA. RefSeq lists its product as uncharacterized. Gene Ontology annotation, cellular component: Sin3-type complex. NCBI's taxonomy places the organism in Eukaryota, Fungi, Ascomycota, Dothideomycetes, Mytilinidiales, Mytilinidiaceae. The transcript is spliced from 2 exons. The record is from RefSeq and is a predicted model, not a curated record. The coding region runs from base 245 to 2938 and encodes 897 amino acids.